Brassica rapa (field mustard) is the source of this 7073-nucleotide messenger RNA. Its product is annotated as sugar transporter ERD6-like 9. Gene Ontology annotation, cellular component: membrane. Gene Ontology annotation, biological process: carbohydrate transport; transmembrane transport. Gene Ontology annotation, molecular function: sugar transmembrane transporter activity. The record is from RefSeq and is a predicted model, not a curated record. NCBI's taxonomy places the organism in Eukaryota, Viridiplantae, Streptophyta, Magnoliopsida, Brassicales, Brassicaceae.
CUCAUAUAUCACCUAUGUUCCUCUUUGUUUACGAUAACAUUAUUAUAUUAUAAUGUCAAGAUUACACUAUUUUAAUGUGAUUUUAACACUAAAAUUUUUUUAUUUCUAAAACACUACUUUAAUGUAAUUUUUACUCUAAAACUCUUCAAUCCAACACUAAAAAUUACACUAUUUUAGUGUAACACUAUAAUUUACAUCAAAUUUGAUGUAAAAUUAUAGUAUUGUACUAAAAUAGCAUAAUUUUUAGUAUUAGAUUGGAAAAGUUACACUAAAAUAGUGUGAAAGUCGCAUAACAAUAGUGUUUAAUUUGGAGUUGAGUUGAAAAUAUUCUUUUGUUACGAGUGUUUAUAAAAUUGUGCUCUGAUAUAUAAAAAGCAUGAUAUAAAGCGACAAAGAUGACUGUGCCCGGGACCUUCGGAAAGUGUAAAACAUAUUAGUAAGUAUCAUGCUUAAAACACUACAAGAAUGUAAACUGGAAAUUAACUUAUUAAAUCCCCGGAAUCUGGUUACGAACUAAUAAUGCAGCUAAAAAUCGCAAAUUUUUUAAAAAAUCUCAGCUAUACCGGAAAUUAAAGUUAUCAAAACCCUGUCACAUAACAUGUCAAUCAUUUAACCAACGUUAAGUUGGCCUAGUGGUAAAGGAGUUGCGACUGUAACUUCUGCCACUUGGAUUCAACUCACGGUGGAAAAGACUAUUUACAAUGCUUGAGUUUCUGGCAAAGAGGUGAAAACACCUCUUUUUUUUUACACCCAAAAAAAAACAUGUCAAUCAUUUAUGGGAUCUAGCAUUUCCUUCCCUUUUAUGCUCAAGUUGAUGAUGUCAAAGUAUGUCGAGGUGAAUAAAGAAGUAAAUCUAGCAGAAAAAAAUAACAUGUUAUCAAUCGGCUUUAAGCAGCUCAUAAAAACCGACAGAGAAACAAUGUUCUCCACAAUCAUCAAGUCAUUCCUCCACCGGUUAUCUUCAAGCUGAUUGACAGAGACAUUAAAAAAUACAAUUACGGCAAGGCGCCACAAGCGCAAAUCAGAAAUGUAACGCGGCUCUGGAUUAGAUAACCAAAUCUUUGCCAUUUACCAAAUCUGCUACCAUUCUUUUUAUUAUUCUUUUUUGCAAAGAAGGUGGUCUUGUAAGGUCUUUUAUGUAAGCCCAAGCUAUAUUUAUAGAAACGGCAAGGUUAUUAACAUGAGACACACAUCUUACAAACAUACAAUUGAUAAAAUUGUUCGUUUGCUAUGUUUUUCCAGAGGCAACAUGGAUUUCUAGAUAAAGUUGUUGAUGAACAAUUUUUUUUUAAUUGUUCCUUCCUUUCCAAUACAUCAGUUGUUACGAAAUCUGAAACUAACUUAUAAAGUUGUUUAAUAAGGAAAAAACACACCCUAUAAAGUUUCUUUAAAACUAUUAUUGUUAUUAUUUUCACACAUAUGAUUAACGAACAAGAAUUACUAAGAUCUUUUGUUGACUAUAUAUAUAGUUUUUAAACUAGAUUAAAAUAAUAAAACGCGUGAAGGAGCUAUUGAGCUAAUAAAGAAUUGGCAUGAUCCCACCUCCUACUGCCUAUAUAUUGGGGUUGUUUUAUUUAUUUGAUAGGUUCUCUUGGUAGCAUUAAAUAUUUUUUUGCUAAAUAGUAGUAUUGACUAUGAAAUCAGGACCUUUAGGGGAGGUAAUAUGUUUGUAUUAUUAUCGACGGUCGCCUUGUUGCGUGCAUGUACCUUAUUUUAUCAUUUACUUCUAGAGAAAUGAUAAUUACGUAUACCUCAAUGUAUAGCUGCGUCCUACCAAAAAAAAUGUAUAGCUGCGUAAACAUACAUAUAUAUAUAUAUAUAUUCUUUAACAAGUUCAAAGGGAUUUAGUUUUUCUAAACUUUCAACAAGAACAUCGCGUGAUUAAUUGAAAAUGAACGACAAGUUACGACUUUUUGGUGUUUCUUAAUAAGUUCCUUGUAGAAUUAUAAUUUGGACAUGCGUGUUUCAUAUUCACUUUUCAAUGUCUGUCGUUUUUUUUUGUUACUCACGAUGAAUUAUUAUCACUGGUUCGAGUUGGCCCAGAAUGUAUAUAUUUACAUAUAUAUAUAUAUAUAUAUAUAAAUAUAUCACUAGCUAGUGAUUAAUACCAUGUUCUUUUACAAAGCAAAGUAUAAUAGCUGUGUGAUAUAUUUUUGAACACCAUACUUUAGUUUGUUUGGUUCAAAUAAAUAGAAUCAUAAACAUUAUAUAUAUAUAUAUAUGCACCCAUGAUUGUUUUAAAGGUUCGAAGUAUAUACUUCCAUGUUUAUUCUUUUUCUAAUAUCAAAUAUAAAACGUCUUUUAUGCGAAUUUUAUUUUUGAUAAUAUGUAGAAUACCCACUCCACAACAUAUCAGCUUUGUUAUGUAGUAUAACAUAUAAUAGGUUUGUUCUGUACUAGAACAGAAGUUCCUUUUUAUGGAAAAUAACUAAAAUGUUCAGAAGAGGCAAAAUAGACGUCCACAUGUGACCAUGUAAUACAACACAAACGACUAAUCAAUUUAAUAGUUUUUUACACAACGAUCACGGAAUUUAAUGGAGAACUUGGAAGACUUAGUCGCUUACAACUAUUUAAUCUAAUAAUCUCGAACUACCAAUAGGAAGACGUGUGGGGAUGAAGUUGCGUAGCCAGAUUUUAAAAAUCAAAUAUCUAAAAUAGAUUAAUGUCAAAUUGGUUGGUUAGCAUGAAGGACGUAGAUAAGAGCAAGCAACAUUUUUAGGCAAAAAAAGAUCAAGCAACAUUCGCGUAUCUUAUUCAUAAUAGACGAAGUAUUAAAACUAGUUAAAGUUUAAAUAAUUAUUUCGGGACGUGACAUUAUUUUCGAAUAAUCUCCCUUGUUUAUAUCUAAGUCUAGCAAACAAGCAAACUGUACGUAGGCAUGCCAGUGAGAUGGAUAUUAUAGAAAGCCUAGCAUCAGCACUUGGCAACAUGACACACGCACAUCUUAUAACUCAUUCAGUAAAAGAAGACAACAGUUGUUGAGGGAAAAAGAAGAACAAAAUUAAACAAAAUUUUAUAGUGUUUUAUUCCCCAGUUCCUGUUCAUUUCUUACGCGCAUUUUGGUUGAUUAGUUUUUAAAUUGUAAUUCUUUUACCAGCAAUAUAAUAUAUACAAUAUAACCUCUUUAAAUUAAUACUUUAUAGAUUAAUAAACACUAAAAAUCUCUAUAAAAUAAUAUAAUUUUAUAGUCUCAAAUUAAAUUUUUGAUUCAAUUAGUAUAUCGAUAAAUUAAUAUCUUUAUAAAUUAAUAAAAAAUUAUAGUUUUGGUGUAGUCCCAACAUUAUUAAUUUAUAGAGGUUUCUCUGUAUAUAUGUGUAUAUAAUCUCGCCAAUGUAUAUGAAAGUAAUAUUUAUAAUUAAUGAUCUUUUAACCAUUAUUAUUAUUAUUAUUCCACAGAAUUCUGUUUUAAUACGGUAAAUGCUUUCAGGAACAAAUCCUACAAAUUUUGGAAAAGCUUCCCAAUUGAAUAUUUCUAGUGUUAUCCUUAUUUCUUCUUUCGUAUUUCUGUUAUAACCAAAUUGAUUAUUUUAGACAUGAUGUUACGUAUGAGCACUAAUAUAAACAACCAGUACUUCGUUAGGUAGAUUAAUAGAUGGCUCAGAAAGUUUAUGGAACUGUAAGUCAAGUCAUCCUCGUGUUUUAAUUUUAAUAUAUAAUGUGUAUACAGUACAGAAAGAGGUCAAAGCAUCUAAGAAAUCCAUAAAAAGAAAAGCAUAGUUCUCAUUUGAUCUAUAUAUCUCUCUUGCUCUUUCUUUCUUCCUAUUGUUCUUGAUUUUCGAGAUCUUUUCAAUUCUUUCAGACUUUGAGCUAAGAAAAUGGAGGGAGAGAAUAGUAUUGAGAAAGGAUUAUUACUCGUAAAUAAGGAAGAAACAUCUGCAAAUACAACUCCACUUCUUGUUUUUACCACUUUCAUUAUUGUCUCUGCUUCCUUCACCUUUGGCGUUGCAUUAGGUUAUACUGCCGGUACAAUGUCUUCCAUAAUGGAAGAUCUUGAUCUUUCAAUAGCACAAUUUUCAGUAUUUGGUUUGCUAUUGACUUUUGGAGGAAUGAUCGGUGCAAUAUUUAGCGCCAAAAGUGCAGAUGCAUUUGGCCGUAAGAUGACUUUGUGGCUCGCCGAGGGAUUCUGCAUAAGUGGAUGGCUUGCAAUUGCACUAGCCAAGAAUGUUAUUUGGCUAGAUCUGGGACGAUUCUUUGUGGGAAUUGGAGUUGGUCUCAUUAGCUAUGUGGUAAGAAAAUUAUAUAUCGCAGAAAUAACUCCCAAAAAUGUGCGAGGCACUUUUACAUUUAGCAAUCAGUUGUUGCAAAAUUGUGGGCUGGCAACCGUAUAUUAUCUUGGAAAUUUCAUGGCAUGGAGAACGAUAGCCCUUAUCGGAAUUAUCCCAUGCUUGAUACAGUUCUUUGGAUUGUUUUUCAUCCCCGAGUCUCCAAGAUGGCUGGCAAGAGAAGGCGGUGAUGAAGAAUGUAAAGUUGUUCUUCAGAAGUUAAGAGGAAAAUAAGCUAAUGUUAUGAAGGAAACUCGUGAAAUCAUGAUUUGUGUUGAUGCUACCGCAAAUGUCAGCAUGGGAAGUCUUUUCAAAAAGAAAUAUACUCGUCAACUUACAAUCGGUGUGGGUUUAAUGCUUCUGCAGCAAUUAUCUGGAAGUGCAGGAAUAUCUUAUUACGCAGGCAGCAUAUUUGAGCUUGCCGGGUUUCCUUCGCGGAUUGGAAUGACAGUGUUGUCAUUGGUUGUGGUACGUAGUUGUAAACUAUAUAUAUUGGGUUUGAUACUUGUGGAGCGAUGGGGAAGACGACCACUUCUGAUGGUAUCAGCACUAGGGCUAUGUUUAAGUUGUAUCUUUCUUGCAUUAUCGUUUGGAUUGAAAGGUGUCCCUGGGUUUGUAAAUUUUACCCCCACCAUGGCAUUCAUAGGAGUAUUGACAUUCAAUAUGAUGUUCGCCGCUGGACUAGGAGCACUACCAUGGAUUAUAAUGUCUGAGAUAUUUCCGAUGGACAUGAAAGCAGUAGCUGGGAGUUUAGUAGCCAUCACGAAUUGGUUUACCGGUUGGAUCGUCAGCUACUGCUUCAAUUUUAUGCUUAUUUGGAGUCAAUCAGGUACUUUUAGUAUAUUCGCCAUGAUAAGUGGAUUAACAAUUUUAUUCGCAUGGUGUUUGGUGCCUGAAACUCGUGGACUAUCCUUAGAAGAAAUUCAACUUCCUCAUGCUAAUAUUCUGAGUUGAUCCUAAAUGUGGCGGUAAAACUGACAUUAAACGAUUUUUAUAAAUACUGUAGAAUUAUAUGAUGGAUUUCGAAUGGUCGACUCUUAUCCUUCUAAAUGUCUGUUUCGUUCUAAAUUUCAUUUUUUACUUGUCUUAUAUAUAUAAUGUCUUUCGUUUCUGCCACUUUUCAAUUUUAUAUGACCUGGUAAUUUUAGCAUACACAUUUUUUUUUAAAGACACCUCCAUAUACUGAAACAUAUAAUACUUCUCCUGAUAAUGCUUCAGAUAUUGCAACCUUCUAGCUAUAAAAUGGAUUUGGUGAGUCGUUCAUAUUAGUCAGGUCGUAUGAAACUAAAUAAAUCAUGCAACUAAAUCAUACCAUGAUUAACGGAUAAGAAUAAGAACCAACUUAAUUGGGCUCAUUUCAGACCUGGGGUGCGGCAAUAAUAGUUUGGGCUUUAGAUUUAUGAAUUGAACUCCAGCUUUGUGUGUGUAUGUGUGUGCGUGAGAUCGAAUCAGAUUGGAUUUUGCAUUUUUUUUUUAUGUUUGACCAUCAAUCAUGCCAGUUUUGCUGGUCAAAACAAACAUGAUUCAUGUGAAGAUGAUACAAUGAUUGAUGAAUGAUAAUAUUAGUCAUACUCAGACAUAUACACGUUUCAUGUGAACAACUACCAAUGCUAAUCACGAUGUAACUUUGUUUUUGCGUCCUGGUUCAGUGAAUGAGAGAGAUAGCCUUUGCACGUUUCGAGAAGGGCUAAAUCCAACUACUAGUUGUUUCAAUUAAUGCAGUUCAAAUUUUAUAGUACUAAUAAAGUUUACAGUUUUCACCGUCUUUGUUAGUGGACUCCACAAUUUUUAUUUUUCUAAAGACAGUAGAUUACUCGUUACCCUGAAAAGUCUAAAAAUUAUGUUCCAUUGAUCAAGCAUGUCACUAGGCAUUUUCGUUUUUUUGUUUUUAUUCACAAGGUAUAUAAAAUAAAUAUUUUCAAAUAAAUAAUUCAUCUUGAGGUUACUCUUAAGUUAUGCUCGAUUAACUUUGUAAUUACAAACUCUUUCCGCAAAAAAAAAUAGUUUUCAUAAUUUUAAGUAACUUUUAUUUUUAUUGGGUGUAGUGUGACCAAUCAAAUAAUAUAUACUUAUUUAUGAUUGGUUUAACUACACCUAAUUUAUAUAUUAAAUGCUACUUUUAGAAAAAUUAAUAACUUUCUUAAUAUUUGUGCAUUCAUCUAAAACUACCUACAUAAAAACAGAGGGAGGACAAUAUAAGUUGUAUCCUUUUUAGAAGAAGAUGGUAUAAUAUAACUAUCAAUCACUAUGCUUAUAAUAAGUACAAGCAUGUUAAAAAAAUAAGUACAAGCAAAACCAAGUCGCCUUGGUUUAGUGGUAAAGAAGCUCCGGGUGGAGUUUCCACCUUGGAUUCGAGUAAACAUUGGUCACCUAUAGAUACUUUAAGUGGCAAAAAAACCCAAAUUUUUAUGGGUCUCGUGGAAUUAGUCUUUGGACCUAAAAAGUUUUUGGAAUCCCUACGGUUAUCAAAAAAAAAUACAAGCAAAAUAUUUUUUAUAAAGCCACUUGGAUCACUGAUAGGUUGUUAAAAAUAAUUUUAACAGCAUAUUACAACAUAAAUAUGUCUUUAAGUUGUCCCCGUGAGCGAAGCUUGUAAUUCUUCCAGUGACUGUCCUUUGGUUUCCGGGACGAGAAACCAAAUAAAAACCAAUGAUGCUCCUCCGACAACCCCAAAUAUGUAAAAUGUUCCUAUUUAAUUAUCAUAAACUACAAAAAUAAGUAAUUGACAUCAUCGAAAUUAAAAUUAACUUAGAAGACAAUAGAAGUCAAAAUUUUAAAUAAAAUAUAUAAGCUGAUAUGAACAGAAGAAAC